CCAGGUGCAGCCUGGACGCUCCUGGCCGGGGCGGGGGUGGGGCAGACGCAGCUCGAUGACCCCCAGGUGGACGAUGUGGCCCAUUGGGGACACCCGCUGGACCUGCACCUGGCCACCAGGGGGCUGCAAGGGUGGCCGAAGCUGCUGCUCGAGGUGUGGCACGUGGACGCGUGGGGCCGGCGCGGCCUGGCGGGCUACGGCGUGUGCCACGUGCCCAGCGCGCCCGGCUGCCACCGCGUCACCUGCGUCACCUGGCGCCCGCGGGGGACGCGGCGCCAGCGCCUGCUGGGGACCGGGGGACCCGAGCUGCGCGUCCCCGAGGUGGCCGUCACCAGCGCCGGGGACCGCUUCCGGCUGCGCACCGAGGCCGCGGGGACGGUGACGCUGCAGCUGGGCGUGCUGGCACGGAACAUGGCACGCUUCGGGGUGGCACUGUGACACUGGGGACAUUGGGGACACCAUUGGGGUACGGGGUGAUGGGGACAUUGGGACAUUGGGGACAUGGGGACGGUGACGCUGCAGCUGGGCGUGCUGGCACGGAACAUGGCGCGCUUCGGGGUGG
This is a messenger RNA of Haemorhous mexicanus (house finch), 562 nucleotides long. RefSeq names its product B9 domain containing 2 (gene B9D2). The transcript has 2 exons. Gene Ontology annotation, biological process: cilium assembly. Gene Ontology annotation, cellular component: MKS complex. The record is from RefSeq and is a predicted model, not a curated record. The annotation marks the transcript as partial. Lineage: Eukaryota; Metazoa; Chordata; Aves; Passeriformes; Fringillidae.